UCUUCACGCUGAGGGCGGUGAGGCCCUGGCCCAGGCUGCCCAGGGAAGCUGUGGCUGCCCCAUCCCUGGAGGGGUUCCAGGCCAGGUUGGAUGGGCCUUGGAGCCCCUGAUCCAGUGGGAGGUGUCCCUGCCCAUGGCAGAGGUUGGAGCUGGAUGGGCUUUAGGGUCCCUUCCAACCCAAACCAUUCUGUGGUUCUAUGAUUUGUUAGUUGCUUUCUGCUGUCUUUUCGGAGCAGAACCGGUGUUUGCGGGCUGCAGGCCGCACGGCAGGGUCAGCUCGCAGCAGCGUUGCUGCAGGAGGCUCAUUGUGCAGCUGGGGAAGCCGCACCAGGCAUGGGAUAACCUUAGCGACAGUACUUGUGAGGGGAAGGAAGGAUAAAAUAGGUACUGUCUCUGACAGUAAAAGAAAAUAUGUUUGCAUAACACAUCGAGUCUAUCCAACUUGCAGGUUUUCACAUGGCUGAUGUGUUACUGUCCUGUACAGACUGGAAACCAAACCUAACGUGGAACCAAGACAAGUCAUGUGCGGCAGUUAGAGCCCGUUAGAGCAUUAGGAUGACGCUGAAGUUGUCUUGGUCUGUCAUAUUGUUGCCAUGUGAACAACCUUUCAUGCUUAAUAAAAAGUGAAAAUAAUUGGUGGAUUUAAAGUUAUUGUUACUGAAACUGGUUGAGGCUUUGUAACAGUAGCAGAGCUGUGCUUUUUAAAAUAAGUUCAAUGGGGUAUGAAAUACUUUUGAAUUUAUGUAGCUAAGAAGAUGUAGGCUGUAAGAUGGCUCUAACACGUUAGCUGGCUGUUGGAACUGUGCAGUAAUUCUGGUGCAAUUUGUGUGUGGUCAGUGAGCUUGCGGAAACAGGAAGGAAUAAGUGUGGCUGCAACUUCUGAAUUUUUAGCAGUACCAAAUGAAAACCUAAGGAAACAGCCACAAAGCAGAGUGGCAGGAAUGCUGGCAAAAUGAUUUUUACAUAAUGCAGCAAUGCGUAGGCUAAUAAGUAGGUUUGGUACUGCUAAUGCAGAAGUGGCCAUGGAGAAAUAGUGAACCAGAGUGAAAUGCUUUAAUGCAUGUUUUUUGGUAAUAUGGAAGGCUGACUCUUGUGCUGCCGCAAAGGCUCUGUCUGGUGAACCUGGAGCGUGAGAGAGGCUCCUGGAUUCAUGGCGCAGGCUUUAGUUUACUUCUCCUGGAAGAGCUUCAGUGGCUUGGGGGUGAGGAUGAGGUAGAGCAAUCCUGGGAAAAAAAGAUUCUGUACCAACAUUUUCAGUCUGGCAGGUGUUGAAGGCAUAGAAUGGCAGCAAUUGCAGGAAUGCCUGUGUGUGACAAAAGGUUGAAACCCACUGUUGAAACAGCACCUGCAAGCAGAGGUGUAUCUUGCAGUAUGCACUGGGGGCAAAAUCCCAGUGUGGCCGGUGUCUUAUACACUCUUAGAAGUUGGUUGCACUGGUGUGGCCGAGGAAGGAAUGCUUAGUCUCAUUUCCCUGGAGAGCAUGCGAGAUCAAGAAACUACGUCUCAGAAUCUGAAGCGUGCAGACUGGAAUCUGUACCCUUGGAUUUUGGUGAUUACCAUCCUCUAAAACCCAUCACAGUCACUGAAUCCAAGACCAAGAAAAUGAACCGGAAAGGAAGUACCUCUUCUACCUCCUCCUCUUCUUCUAGUUCUAUGGUGGAUCCAUUGAGCAGUGUAUUGGAUGGUACCGAUCCCUUGUCAUUAUUUGCAGCAGCUGCGGAUCCUGUGACUACUACUGCUACCAUGGAUAGUACACGAAAGAAACGGGAUAAAGAUGACAGCUCAGCAGUAGGAAGUGACUUUGAACCAUGGUCAAGCAAACGUGGUGAAAUCCUUGCGAGAUACACAACCACAGAGAAGCUCUCCAUUAAUCUGUACAUGGGGUCUGAAAAAGGAAAAGCUACAACUACUGGCUCAGCAGUGUCUGAAAAAGUGAGAACAAGGUUAGAAGAAUUAGAUGAUCUGGAAGAGGGGUCACAGAAAGAGCUGUUGAAUUUGACUCAGCAGGAUUACGUGAACCGAAUUGAAGAGCUGAACCAGUCUUUAAAGGAUGCUUGGUCCUCUGAUCAGAAAGUAAAAGCUCUGAAAAUAGUCAUCCAGUGUUCUAAGCUUCUUUCAGACACAACAGUAAUCCAGUUUUAUCCAAGUAAAUUUGUUUUAAUUACAGAUAUCCUGGACACUUUUGGGAAACUAGUGUAUGACAGAAUUCUGUCGAUGUGUGCGGAGAAUCGUGUCUCCUUGCCAGAUAAUUUUUCUCCAGAGAGUGUAAAUGAUACAGCUAAAGAGACUUGCUUAAACUGGUUUUUCAAGAUUGCUUCAAUCAGAGAACUUAUUCCCAGAUUUUACGUGGAAGCGGCAAUACUGAAGUGCAAUAAGUUCCUAUCUAAAACGGGGAUUUCAGAAUGUCUCCCACGAUUAACGUCUAUGAUUAGAGGAAUUGGAGAUCCACUGGUUGCAGUCUAUGCAAGAGCAUACCUUUGCAGGGUGGGGAUGGAGGUGGCACCACAACUCAAAGAAAGCCUUAACAAAAACUUCUUUGAUUUUCUUCUAACAUUUAAACAAAUUCAUGGGGAUACGGUUCAGAAUCAGCUAGUAGUACAAUGUGUGGAGUUUCCUUUGUAUUUGACUCUCUAUUCUCCUGCUAUAGAUUGGAUUUUACGGUGCAUUGCAUACCGUGCUCCUGAAGUUCUGCUUACUGAGAUGAUGGAGAGAUGCAAGAAAUUGGGGAACAAUGCUUUGCUGUUGAAUUCAGUCAUGUCAGCAUUCAGAGCAGAGUUCAUUGCUGCAAGAUCUAUGGAUUUCAUUGCCAUGAUUAAAGAGUGUGAUGAAUCUGGAUUCCCAAAGCACCUCCUCUUUCGCUCUUUGGGAUUAAACUUGGCAUUGGCUGAUCCUCCUGAAAAUGAUCGCCUUCAAAUAUUAAAUGAAGCCUGGAAGGUUAUAACAAAGCUGAAGAACCCACAGGAUUAUAUCAACUGUGCUGAAGUGUGGGUGGAGUAUACAUGCAGACAUUUUACGAAGCGAGAGGUCAAUACAGUUUUGUCUGAUAUUAUCAAACACAUGACUCCUGAUCGAGCAUUUGAGGAUGCUUACCCACAGUUGCAGUCAAUUAUUCAGAAAGUUAUUACCUAUAUCCAUGACUUCUCUGUGCUUUUUUCAGUGGAGAAAUUCUUGCCCUUUCUGGAUAUGUUCCAGAAGGAAAGCGUGAGAGUGGAGGUUUGCAAGUGUAUUAUGGAAUCUUUUAUUAAGCAUCAGCAGGAAUCUACAAAGGAUCCCGUUAUACUCAAUGCUCUUCUACAUAUCUGCAAGACGAUGCAUGAUUCUGUGAAUGCGCUAACACUUGAGGAUGAGAAAAGAAUGUUAGCAGCUUUGAUAAAUGGAUUCAUAAAAAUGGUUUCAUUUGGCCGUGACUUUGAACAACAGCUGAGUUUCUAUGUUGAAGCCAGGUCAAUGUUUUGCAAUCUGGAGCCUGUUCUAGUCCAGUUGAUUCAUUCUGUGAACCAACUAGCGAUGGAAACAAGAAGGGUGAUGAAAGGAAAUCAUUCCAGAAAGACUGCUGCGUUUGUCAGGGCUUGUGUUGCCUUCUGCUUCAUUACAAUUCCAUCUCUGAGCAGUAUCUUCACACGUCUUAAUCUGUACCUACACUCUGGACAGGUUGCUCUGGCAAAUCAGUGCCUUUCACAAGCUGAUGCCUUUUUCAAAGCUGCAGUGAGCCUUGUUCCUGACGUGCCAAAAAUGAUCAGCAUAGAUGGAAAGAUGAGACCUUCUGAUGCCUUCCUUUUGGAAUUCCUUUGUAAUUUUUUUUCCACAUUAUUAGUUGUCCCGGACCAUCCAGAACAAGGAGUGUUAUUUCUUGUGCGCGGAUUACUAAAUGUGAUCCAGGAUUAUACUUGGGAGGAUAACAGCGAUGACAAAGAAAGGAUUUAUACUAAUGUUUUGCAUCUGCUGUCUGCAAUGACUCAAGAAACAUAUAUCUACCAUGUAGAUAAAGUUGAUUCCAAUGAUGCCCUGUAUGGUGGAGACUCCAAGUUCCUGGCUGAAAUUAAUAAACUGUGUGAAACAGUGGUAGCACAGAUCUUGGAACAUCUGAAAACCCUUGGAAAAGAAGAGGCCCUAAAGCGACAGACCCAGUUGGCACUCUAUUUCUUUAACACUAUUUUAGCUCAUGGGGAUCUGCGAAACAACAAACUAAACCAGCUUUCAGUCCAUCUCUGGAAUACUGCUCAGAAACAUGGCUAUGCUGACACCAAGACUAUGGCGAGAACUCUAGAAUACAUCAAGAGGCGAAGCAAACAACCUGAAAUGAGUCACUUCUCAGACUUGGCCCUUCGGCUUCUUCCUCUGCAGUCCAGGACCUGAUGAAUGCCUCUUUUCCAAGGAGUCAGCUGUACAAGAAAGCAUGUAGCCAAGGCCAAAAAUCACUGAUCUAGAUUUUGACUGGAGUUUAGUGUACUUUUUACUUACUGUGACAGAUUUACUUGGACACAGGUAAAGGUAAAACUGUUCUGAGUGCAAUAACUGAACCUAAAUUUCUGUUUUCAGUUUUACCACUAUAUUCUUACUUUAAAUGCUGUUUCAGAUUCAGUAAAGGGUGUUUUGAAUCUCUGUGGCUGCAAAAGCCUUUUGAAAUUUAAUCUGUUGUCAUUUUAGCAACAAAGGAAAAAGAUAAUCUGCACGGAUCAAUUCACAGCCUCCAAACUUCAUCCCGCUAGCAAAAUACUCUUUCUCCUGUGUAGAAAGAAGUAUUUCGAUAUACUAAUUCUACUAAGUCAUCUUUCUGCUUUAGGGUGCCACCAACAUUUGUUUGGUCAGUUCCAGUAAAAGAGAAAAAUGGCCGCGGUGUUACCAUUCUAAUUUCUACAAUACAUUUUCACAGACAGGUUUAUGCUUUCAUUUUAGUCCACUGGUGUUUUGUAAAAUGGAAGGAAUCUUUAAGUGCUGUCUGGAAAAUGGAAAUGUAUGCAAAGUACUCUAUGUUUGCAAAGUACACUAUCACUGAAUAAAAC
Molecule: messenger RNA, 5003 nt
Organism: Cuculus canorus (common cuckoo)
Lineage: Eukaryota; Metazoa; Chordata; Aves; Cuculiformes; Cuculidae
Gene: VPS35L
Product: VPS35 endosomal protein sorting factor like
Exons: 31
Coding region: 1603-4356 (917 amino acids)
Biological process (GO): endocytic recycling
Cellular component (GO): endosome
Source: RefSeq, a predicted model, not a curated record